CUAUUAAUAAUUCGAUAACUUAAUAUUAAUCAGUUUAUUCAUUAAAUGCGUUCUAUAUUUGAACAUUUUACAUUCUUUCAAUUCAAUCCAAAGGGAAACAUACCAUAAAUAUCUUAGUGGUAAAUAAUCAUCAUAUCACUGAAUAUUUACAUUUUAACCCUAGUAACUUACUAAUGUACAUAUGUUCAAUUUGUUUCAGUACAGCUCAUUACAAACAUGACCGACCUUAGCAUUUCAAAAUCAGUAACCGAAUAUGGUUGUACCAAAAGCGCAGACAAACUUCAUCAGUAUAUAUACGAUCAUUCACUACGUCUGUCUGAAGCACAAAAGUGGUUAUUGCAGGAGAGUAGAAAACAUCCACUGUCAUUAAUGCUUUUCUCCAGUAUAGAAAUGCAACUUCUAUCGAAUUUGUGUUAUGCGAUAAAUGCUAGAAAGACACUUGAUGUUGGAGUUUAUACUGGAUAUAGUGCAUUGUCUAUCGCGGAAGUAUUGCCAUCAGAUGGACGUGUAGUUGCCUUGGAUAAAACGGAUGAAUAUCUGAAAGUCUAUUGUUUGCCAGCAUGGAAGAAGGCAGGUGUAGAAUCGAAAAUUGACUUCCGACUCGGUCCAGCGCUUCAAACACUACAAAAUUUGAUUGAUAAUGGAGAGAGUGAAACAUUCGAUUUUGCCCUGAUCGAUUUAGAUCAACGAAACUACUGUAAAUAUUACGAAUUAUGUUUAAAACUAGUUCGACCUCGUGGAAUCAUCGCCAUUGAUAAUGUUCUAUGGAGUCAGUUUGUGCUCGACGAGAAUGAUAACAGUCCUGCAACUGUCGGUAUAAGAGAAAUGAAUGCAUUGAUAUCUAGAGAUAACUCUGUUCGAAUUUCUCUCUUAAGAACUGGAGAUGGAUUAACAAUUGUUGUGAAGAAUUGA
This is a messenger RNA of Schistosoma bovis, 912 nucleotides long. The record is from the annotation of a GenBank genome assembly. Lineage: Eukaryota; Metazoa; Platyhelminthes; Trematoda; Strigeidida; Schistosomatidae.